AUGAGCAACAGUCUCUCGAUCGAGCAACAGGCUCGCGCUGCAAAGGCGUAUGUUCUACAAGAACUACGUAAGACAAGCGCGGGACAACAGAUCCUCGACGAUGUCGACUUCUUUGAAAGGCUCGAUAUGAACUUCAUCACUGUCUUUGCUAUCUUCGCCGAGCUGUAUGGGUACCGUCAUGACUGUCUUGAUCAGCUUGUGGACCUCAUAACAAUGUGCGGCACGUCCUGGCAAGCUCGAGCUCCCGAGCUACGCGAUCUUGACAAGGCCCGCGAGUUAGACCCAGAGUGGUACAUGUCUAACAAGAUGCUUGGUGGUGUCUGCUACGUCAAGCAGUAUGGCAAGGACUUUGAAGGCAUUAAAGCCCGCAUACCAUACUUCCAAGAGCUGGGCCUCACCUACUUACACCUCAUGCCACUCUUCCUUGCGCCCAAGCCGUUCUCGGAUGGUGGCUACGCCGUGUCCUCGUACCGCGAUGUCGACCCUGAGCUCGGUGACAUCAAUCAGCUGAAAGAGCUGGCGACUGAGCUGCGCAAAGCUGGCAUAUCCCUUGUCCUGGAUCUUGUCUUCAACCACACGUCCAACGAGCAUCGCUGGGCCAAGAAGGCUGCUGAAGGCGAUCCUGAGCACUCUGCCAUGUACUGGGUCUUCCCCGACCGCAACGUGCCCUCGGCCUUUGAGCGCUGCACGCGUGAGAUCUUCCCCGACGAUCAUCCUGGCUCCUUCAUACAGCUAGCCGAUGGACGAUACAUCUGGAGUACUUUCUACCACUUCCAGUGGGACCUUAACUAUUCUAAUCCAACCGUUUUCCGCUCUAUGGCUGCCGAGAUGCUGUUUCUCGCCAAUCUAGGCGUGGAUUUCUUUCGCAUGGAUGCUGUUGCAUUCAUGUGGAAGCAGAUGAACACCGACUGCGAAAAUCUGCCCGAAGUCCAUAAACUGCUUCGCGCCUUCAACGCUCUGUGUCGGAUUGCGGCCCCCUCUGUCCUCUUCAAGAGUGAGGCGAUCGUACACCCUGACUUUGUGGUGCAAUACAUCGACCGCUACGAGUGCCAGCUAUCGUAUAAUCCUCUGCAGAUGGCCCUCACUUGGGAAGCUCUCGCAACUCGCGAUGCGAGUAUGCUAUCGCAGGCAAUCGAACGCAGACACAACAUUACGCGGGGCUGCGCGUGGGUCAAUUACGUCCGGUCGCACGAUGACAUUGGGUGGACAUUCUCCGAUGAGGACGCGAAGGAGCUGGGCAAGGAUGGUGGGAGUCACCGCAAGUUCUUGAAUGCAUUCUUCGUGAAUCGUCACCCUGGCAGCUUUGCGCGCGGUGUACCAUUUCAGGAUAACCCGCGCACAGGCGACUGUCGGAUUUCGGGGACCACCGCCAGUCUAGCGGGGCUGGAAAGCAUGCAGGGCCACGCCAUCGAUCGAAUACUGCUGGCAUACAGCAUUGCGAUGAGUACGGGCGGGAUCCCGCUGAUAUACCUCGGAGAUGAGGUGGGACAGCUCAAUGACUACAGCUACCUGAAUGAUCAGAGCAAGAUGGACGAUAGUCGAUGGGUGAAUCGCCCAAGCUAUCCGGAGCAACGAUAUCAUGAGCGGCACGAUGAAAGUACGAUCCCCGGGCAGAUCUACAAAGGCAUGAAGCACUUGAUCGCCUUGAGGAAAUCGACCGAGGAAUUGGCGGGAGGUAGAGCGGUGGGGUUCUUCACAGGGAAUGAGACGGUUCUGGGAUAUCAACGGCCCGGCACCGGUUCGACGGUGUUGUGUUUGUGCAACUUCAGCGAUUACGGACAGUGGGUGGGGCGGGAUCGGUUCAUGGGUUUGCCACCCAGUGCGAGAGAUCUGGUGACUGGGUACGAUGUGGCGCUGAGAGAGGGUAUAGAAUUGAAGCCCCAUCAGUUUGUGUGGUUGAGAUACUGA
Cyphellophora europaea CBS 101466 is the source of this 1908-nucleotide messenger RNA. RefSeq lists its product as uncharacterized. Gene Ontology annotation, molecular function: amylosucrase activity. The record is from RefSeq and is a predicted model, not a curated record. Gene Ontology annotation, biological process: carbohydrate metabolic process. The coding region runs from base 1 to 1908 and encodes 635 amino acids. The transcript has a single exon. NCBI's taxonomy places the organism in Eukaryota, Fungi, Ascomycota, Eurotiomycetes, Chaetothyriales, Cyphellophoraceae.